This is a messenger RNA of Phoenix dactylifera (date palm), 2087 nucleotides long. Its product is annotated as AP2-like ethylene-responsive transcription factor ANT. Gene Ontology annotation, biological process: regulation of DNA-templated transcription. Gene Ontology annotation, molecular function: DNA-binding transcription factor activity; DNA binding. The record is from RefSeq and is a predicted model, not a curated record. NCBI's taxonomy places the organism in Eukaryota, Viridiplantae, Streptophyta, Magnoliopsida, Arecales, Arecaceae.
CAAAGCCAAAAUAAGUUUCUCCAGUCUGGUUUCAAUGCUCAUCUCAUGCAAGUCCAUUUUUGGAGUUUGAGCACCAAAAAGAAUAUGUAAACUAGGGAGGAAGAAGAGAGAGAGAGAGAGAGAGCUGUCCAUGAUCCUUUAACUUAGGCUUCUGGGCUUUAGCCAUCUUCCGAAGCUCUCUUCCGUUACCAUGGACAUUUAUCUCCCUCUCUCCCCCCAUCACCACCCCCACAACCACCAAAACCACCACCACCACCACCACCACCACCAAGAGGAAGGCUUUGCAGGUGGUGGAGAGGGUGGCGGGAAUGUGGGCCUUGGUACUCCUUUGCCUCUUUUGCCUAUAUGCUCUGAUGGUUCUCUCUGCCUCCUGGAGCCACUCUCUAAGCCUCCUCAUGGUGCACCAGAUUGGAAUUAUGAGGCUUCCAUGGCCGCCACAUUCACCAACAAGAGUGCUGAUGAGGAAAGAGAAGGGCCAAAGCUAGAAGACCUUUUGGGUGGGUACUCUGAGAACACCAAUAAAGAGAGCCAGAGCCAUCAAUCCAUCUCCUCCUUCCAUGACUUCUACUACCAUAACCCAACUAGUCCUAGCAUCAAUAUUAACAUGCCUCCAUCAUUUAGCAAUGGAAACAAGGAGAAAGAGGAAGAGAUACAAAACUCGUAUAAACUUUUUCAGUCCUUCCACCAGUCUAAGCAAUCAUUUGAUCAAACUUACAACCUCAAGCCCCAAUUUCUCAUGCCCAACCACAACCCCGUUACUAACUCAACAUACAGUGUGGGAUUAGAUGGUGCAGCAUCCAUAUCAGGAUUCAAGUCUCGGCUGAGGCAGAAUUUGUCUACACCAAUGGAGAAGCAAUUGGCUGAGGCCUUUGAAUGCAACUCCCAAUCUCUAACUCUUUCAAUGAGUCCAAGUGUGCCUUUUGGAGCUGAUGAAAUUAUUCCAGCUGCCUCAUCACAUUUUUCUGACAAUGGUCGAAACUCUCUGGUGGCCAAGCCGAUGAACCAAGAGCCAAUUCCACGUAAAUCCACUGAAACUUUUGGCCAAAGGACCUCUCAGUACAGAGGAGUCACCAGGCAUAGAUGGACAGGAAGAUAUGAAGCCCAUCUGUGGGACAACAGUUGCAGGAAAGAAGGUCAAACUAGAAAGGGUAGACAAGUUUACUUAGGGGGUUAUGAUAAGGAAGAGAAGGCAGCAAGGGCAUAUGAUUUAGCUGCACUCAAAUACUGGGGUCCAACCACUCAAUUAAAUUUUUCACUUAGCAGUUAUGAGAAAGAGAUAGAAGAGAUGAAGAACAUGACAAGGCAGGAGUUUGUAGCCUAUUUAAGAAGGAACAGCAGUGGUUUUUCUCGAGGUGCAUCUAUGUACAGAGGGGUCACAAGGCAUCACCAACAUGGGAGGUGGCAAGCUAGAAUUGGGAGGGUUGCAGGCAACAAGGACUUAUACCUUGGAACUUUCAGCACUCAAGAGGAAGCUGCAGAGGCCUACGACAUUGCUGCCAUCAAGUUCAGAGGACUGAAUGCAGUGACCAACUUUGAUAUCACAAAGUAUGAUGUUAAACGCAUUUGCUCGAGCUCAAGCCUCAUCGCUGGUGAUCUUGCGAAACGAUCCCCCAAGAACUCCCUUUCUCUUGCAGAGCACACUAGCCUCACCGGGAGGCAUGAUGAGCCAUUGGAGCCCCCCAAUUCGGCUCGAAGCGUCGCAAACUCUCUUGUUUCUUCUUCCAUGAGCAAUGCAGACUCCACAACAAGCGGCAGGACAGGGAGGGGGCAUGCUGUCCCUUUAAAUGCACUGAAACAUGAGAACAGUGAUCAAAAUGGUAAUGGGCAUGGAGGAGUUAGGGGGAAUAUGGACUGGAUGACAGCUGAAGCUCGGCCGACAGGGUUUCAAGUGGCUUACCAGCUUCCCAUGUUUGCACUGUGGAACAAAUGAGUUCUCAGAGGGAUCGAUCCUUUUGUUUGCAUGAUCAUGUUAUCUUGGCUGAGUGGGAUUUUGUAGUGACAAGUUCUUUGCUCAAAAGUUUUGUAGUGACAAGUUCCGGUUCAUGGAUUUAAGGUGCUAAGAUUCAUUUCUUACCUUUCUGAUUCAA